Messenger RNA from Coffea arabica (coffee), 4686 nucleotides. Lineage: Eukaryota; Viridiplantae; Streptophyta; Magnoliopsida; Gentianales; Rubiaceae. The record is from RefSeq and is a predicted model, not a curated record.
GCCUGUGCUAGCAGACAUUUCCUACCACCAUAUUCUUCUCAUCUUCGCUUUCACAGAUUCUUGUAGCAUAGUGUCCAUUGAAUCCAGUUUUCUUUUUCUUUUCUCGCUGUUGCCUUUAUUCAUUCUGGUACAUUAGUUACUAUUCUAUCAUUAAUCUUCUCUGAAUUAUUGCCUCCCUCCUGUCUCCUAAACUACACAAGAGUUUAGCUAACUUGGCUGUGUCUUGAGAGUCAAACUUCUCUAGUAAUAUCCAUAAAAAUACGAGGCAACCUUUUCCUGCAAACCAUGCUGACUGUCAGAUUUUAUUGUUGGGGGGAGUCACUACUGUUAUCGUCUGCUUUAGUCUAUGGUUUCUGAGUUGUUCUUGUUUUCUGAUUUGAUUGAUUUAGUUUGUGAGAGAAUCUAGUUUGGUUUGUUUUAGCCCAAUUCUUCAUCUUGGUUUUGGCUGGUGCUUGUAGACAGGAUAAAAAUUAAAAUUCUGUCCUGUAAUUGGAAAAAAAGUAGGAAUCUUGGGGGAUUCUUUCAUUCUUGCUUGGGUCAUUUUGGGAUUUCUUGUCUUCCCUUAAUUCUGGGUCCUCCCUCUGGCAAGCAGUUUGGGUGGAUAAGAUAGAAUCAUUUUUAGGCUUCUUAGCUCUUAUCAACUUAAUUGUCUCCUGAUUAUGAGGUCGGUGGCCUCAUUUCCUUGUUAUUUUUUGUUAUUUGCUUCCAAAGUUUGAAUUUUUACGCUCUUAGUAGGUCUAACUAGACAGUUUCUGUAGAUUUGACAGUUUGGGGGAGGGGGUGGAAGAUGGGAAGUCCUUUAGUUUCUCCCAAAUUUAGCCAGGGGUUGAAAAAGUAUUGAUCGGAGACUGUUUGAAGUUGAACCGUUCUUUUUACCAAGUCACUAUCUUGGAUGAGUCUACUCCAUGUUAUUGGAUUUGGAUUGAAGGUGGGGCAUCUAAUUCUGGUGCUAUGUUGCUGGUUUGUCUCUUUGUUUUCCCUGAAUUGGAUAAGUAAUGGUGGAGUGAUGACCACAAAGACUGGUUUGCUUGCUGAUGGAGAGCAGCUAUGGAUGAAAUUGUGGGAGAAGAUCUCAGGUAAGAGUUUCAAGAUCCAUCAUCACUACUCCCAGUACAUUGGGCCCAAGAGAGUGAGAAGAAACUGGUGGAAGAAGCUUUUGGUAGCAUGGAUAGUUGUUGGGAUUCUAGUUUCUGUUUCGGUCUUCUGGUACAUGAACUCCUUAGCUACGGAGAAGAGGAAAGAGACCAUUGCAAGCAUGUGCGAUGAGAGAGCUAGGAUGCUGCAGGAUCAGUUCAACGUUAGCAUGAAUCAUAUCCAGGCUAUGUCUAUUUUAAUUUCAACCUUCUACCACAGCAAGAAUCCCUCGGCAAUUGAUCAGAUGACAUUUGCAAGGUACACAGAGCGAACAGCCUUUGAGAGACCUCUUACCAGCGGAGUGGCAUAUGCUGUAAGGGUGCUUCAUUCUGAAAGAGAGCAGUUUGAGAAACAACAAGGCUGGACUAUUAAGAGAAUGGAUAGCAUUGAGCAGACACCAGUUCAUAAAGAUGAGUAUAGUUCAGAAGUCCCAGAGCCAUCGCCAGUUCAGGAGGAAUAUGCUCCGGUCAUCUUUGCUCAGGAUACUAUUGCCCAUGUAAUUUCUCUUGAUAUGCUCUCUGGAGAGGAAGAUCGUGGGAAUAUCUUGCGUGCAAGAGAAUCUGGAAAAGGUGUACUUACUGCUCCUUUCAGGCUAAUCAAAUCAAACCGCUUAGGUGUAAUAUUGACUUUUGCUGUGUACAAGAUGGAUCUACCCCCUGAUGCAACCCCAGAUGAGAGAACACAAGCAACUGAUGGGUACCUAGGUGGUGUCUUUGACGUUGAGUCUCUGGUAGAGAAGCUACUUCAACAGCUUGCAAGCAAGCAAACUAUCCUGGUAAAUGUCUGUGACACUACAAAUAUAUCCCAUCCUAUCAGCAUGUACGGUUCAAAUGUAUCCGAUGAUGGGCUGCAGCAUGUUAGUGCCCUCAACUUUGGUGAUCCAUUCCGCAAGCAUGAGAUGCGAUGCCGCUUCAAACACAAACCACCUUGGCCAUGGCUUGCAAUAACAACCUCAAUUGGCAUACUUGUGAUUGCAUUGCUAGUGGGACAAAUAUUCCAUGCCACAGUAAAUCGAAUAGCCAAAGUUGAGGAUGAUUAUCAUGAUAUGAUGGAGCUCAAAAAGCGUGCUGAGGCGGCUGACAUUGCAAAAUCACAGUUUCUUGCCACCGUUUCUCAUGAGAUCAGGACUCCCAUGAAUGGUGUUCUAGGGAUGUUGCAUAUGCUUAUGGACACAGAUCUAGAUGUAACUCAACAAGAUUAUGUCAAAACUGCACAGGGAAGUGGUAGAGCUUUAGUUUCUCUUAUUAAUGAGGUUCUAGACCAGGCGAAGAUUGAAUCUGGUAAACUCGAGCUUGAGGCAGUGCGCUUUGACCUGAGAGCUAUUCUGGAUGAUGUUUUGUCACUGUUUUCAGGAAAAUCACAGGAAAAAGGUGUCGAGUUGGCUGCCUACGUUUCUGAUAAGGUCCCUGAAAUGCUAAUUGGUGAUCCUGGGAGAUUUCGACAGAUAAUUACGAAUCUGAUGGGUAACUCGAUCAAAUUCACGGAAAAAGGACACGUACUUGUGACUGUCCAUCUUGUUGAAGAAGUGGUGGAUUCUGUUAAAGGUGAAACAGAAUCAUAUUCAGAUGACACAUUGAGUGGGUUGCCUGUAGCUGACAGACGACAGAGUUGGAGAGGAUUUAGAGGUUUCAGCCCAGACGGACCUAUUGCAGCAUUACCGUCCUCCUCAAUUGACGAAAUCAAUCUAAUUGUAUCAGUGGAGGACACAGGUGCAGGAAUUCCUUCAGAAGCUCAGUCUCGUAUAUUCACCCCCUUCAUGCAGGUGGGUCCCUCAAUUUCCAGAACACAUGGAGGCACUGGCAUAGGAUUAAGCAUAAGCAAGUGUUUGGUCCAGCUCAUGAAAGGCGAAAUAGGGUUUGUAAGUUUGCCAAAGAUGGGAUCCACUUUCACUUUUACAGCUGUUUUUGCCAAUGGUUCCGGUAAUUCAAAUAACCCGAAGGGCAAACAAAUCAACAAUCAAUCCAACUCUAUUUCUUCGGAGUUCCACGGCGUGAGAGCGCUAGUUGUUGAUCCAAGGCCUGCACGGGUCAAAGUGUCAAAAUAUCACAUUGAGCGCCUUGGGAUCUGUGUUGAAGUAGUUCCUGAUUUGAACCGUGCAUUUUCUAGUAUUAGCACCAAGGAGGCUACCAUAGAUGUUGUUUUCAUUGAACAGGAAGUUUGGGAUAAUGAUUUUAAUACGUCUACUCCGUUCGUCGAGAAAUUAAGAGGGACUGACAUUAGUGUUGCACCAAAACUGUUUCUUUUAUCUAAUUCUUUAAGUUCUACCCGAUCGACUGUUUCAGCUUCUGGUAUUCCUGCUUCAUCCGUUAUCAUGAAGCCAAUAAGGGCAAGUAUGCUUGCUGCAUCCCUGCAACGUUUAAUGGGCGUUGGUAGUAGGGGAAAUUCGUGCAAUAUAGAGCUUCCUCUGAGUCUUGGAGAUCUGCUUCGGGGAAGAAGAAUUCUUGUGGUAGAUGAUAAUAAAGUGAAUCUAAAAGUAGCAGAAUGUUUCUUGAAAAAGUAUGGUGCUGAUGUGGUCCGUUCAGAUGGCGGGGAAGAAGCAGUCUCACUCUUGGAGCCUCCCCAUAAGUUUGAUGCCUGUUUCAUGGAUAUUCAAAUGCCAAAGAUGGAUGGGUUUAAAGCUACAAAGCUUAUCCGCAGCAUUGAAUCUAAAGUAACUUCUCAAAUCGAACAAGGGGAGUUGUCCGUUGAAGCUUUUGACAAUGUUUCAAGCUGGCAUGUGCCCAUUUUGGCCAUGACAGCUGAUGUGAUCCAGGCUACAAAUGAAGAAUGCACAAAAUGUGGAAUGGAUGGCUAUGUAUCGAAACCAUUUGAUCCUGAGCGGCUUUAUCGUGAAGUAUCACGCUUUUUUUAGAUUGUAUCGAAUGAAAACUAGCUAGGAACCUGGUGAAUGCCCGAUGUGCUCCAAGAGAAGUGCUUAUCGGAGGUGUCUUGGCUUCCUCAAGUACUUGGUGGAUUUUUCCCCAUAAAUUGAUUUCUCCAUUGGACUUGGGAGUGUACAUGUUAGCCGAGGAUUUGUGUUCGUGGCAUUCACUUCGCCUCAGAUAGACAACUGAGUUUUUCAACUUAACCUUCUUUUGAUAUUUGAAGCCUUAAAUAGGGCAGUCUGACCAGACUCGAGGAAAAUUUUUUGAAGAAUCGAGUCUACAAUUGAAGCUCUGCAGUUUAUCCCAUUUCCCAUUUGCGAGAAUGGAAAUCAGCCUGGAAGAUGAACUCUUAAUCGUCGCUCUUCUGCAACAUAUGGGGAGGAUCAUCUCUGCACCAUAGAUAUUGAAUUAGUUGAUGGUGUGAAAUGCCACGUCUUGAUAAUAUAUACCAGGAUAUGCAUCGAUGUAUAGUUGUGUAUAUAUUUCAACGACAAUAAAACAAUCAAUUGUGUAGGAGAGUUUCCAAAACCAACCUAUGCCGAAUUGUUCUUUUGACAAUUACUAUUGUCUGCUUUUUUAACAAGGAAGCAGCCAUGUAAAAAAGUAGUACAGGGAGUAAAACUGGUUCGAGUGUAAAAUGAUAAUUUUGGUGGUUCAGUAUAAAUUUUGUCCAUUUUUUGAAUAAAAA